GACGAUGUAAGUUCAGUCUGCAAAAUUCCAAAUCGUCUUUAGUUUGCUUACAGAAUCCACAAAUAUUUAUUAGAUUACCAAACAGAAAAGGAAACGACAACAGUACUAUAAUUGUCUAUGGUGAUAUAUUGUAACGUAGCAAUUAUUUUCCAUAGAUUCCGAUAAUUGAUCAUGGGCCAAACAUUAUCUGAACCGGUCACCACCAAGGAUUCGGCGCGCUGCGCGAACUCCUCCUUUCUAGUGGGCAGCAGCUGUAUGCAGGGCUGGCGCAUCGAAAUGGAGGACGCCCACACACAUAUACUAUCGCUGCCGGAUGAUCCGGCCGCCGCCUUCUUUGGUGUCUACGACGGGCAUGGCGGAGCGGCUGUGGCCAAGUUUGCUGGCAAGCAUUUGCACAAGUUCAUUACCAAGCGGCCGGAAUACUUUGGCAGCUCCGUGGAGCUGGCCAUGAAGCGUGCCUUUCUUGACUUUGACCGCGAGAUGCUGCACAACGGCAGCUGGGGCGAACAGAUGGCCGGCUCGACGGCCAUUGUCGUCCUGAUCAAGGACAAGCGUCUGUAUUGCGCCAAUGCCGGCGAUUCCCGUGCCAUUGCCAGCGUGGGCGGCAUUGUGCGUCCCCUGUCCGUCGACCACAAGCCCAGCAAUGAGUCCGAGGUGAAACGCAUCGUGGCCGGCGGCGGUCGCGUGGAGAACAAUCGCGUAAAUGGCAAUCUGGCCUUGUCGCGGGCACUCGGCGAUUUCAUGUACAAGCGUAACACCAGCAAGAAGCCGGAGGAGCAAAUCGUUACAGCCGAUCCGGAUGUGAUGGUCUGCGACAUGGGCGACGAUUGGGAAUUCGUUGUGCUCGCCUGCGAUGGCAUUUGGGAUGUGAUGAGCAGCACCCAGGUGGCCGAGUUUGUCCGCGAACGAAUCGCAGUCGGCAUGCAGCCGGAUCUGAUAUGCGAGCAUCUGAUGAGCUAUUGCCUGGCGCCGAAUGCCUACAACUAUGGCCUUGGCGGCGACAACAUGACCGUCAUCCUGGUCUGUAUGCUGCACAACAAGUCCUACGAUGAUCUGAUCAUACGCUGCGGCGGCACCAAGAGUUCAUCCCUUGAAUCCGGCGUGGGCGACAUUGGCCCACCUCUUAAGUAUCCAUUGCCCAAAGCUACUCCAAGCAGCCGCAACCUGGAGAAUGCCUAACUGGGCAUCUUAUGGAUCGGGGAUUUGCAGACUUUGUUUAUUUGUUUAUCGAUUCGAAUUCUUUUGGCAUGCCAUUUUCUGUGAAAGUUUCAUCCAUUACCGACAUAUACUUUUUGUACCUACCAUAUAUAUAUAUUAUUGGCUUCGAGAUACAUGAGCCCCGGCUCAGCCCAAUCACAGAAGAUUAAAAAUUUCAAGUCGGAUAUGCUUUUAGUCAACCGUUCAACAGUUCAACAAUUCAAAUGCAAUAAAAAUCUUGACCUCA
Molecule: messenger RNA, 1444 nt
Organism: Drosophila virilis
Lineage: Eukaryota; Metazoa; Arthropoda; Insecta; Diptera; Drosophilidae
Gene: Ppm1
Product: Ppm1
Biological process (GO): protein dephosphorylation
Molecular function (GO): protein serine/threonine phosphatase activity; cation binding
Source: RefSeq, a predicted model, not a curated record